AUGUUGGCCGGACCUGUCGACACAGUCCACUUCAUGGAAGCAGGAGAAGCUCGAGACGAGCUCCAGCAAUCCAAUCAUGGAUUGCACAGUAUCAUCGGGUAUAACACCAUUGUAGGAGCCGGCACCGGCGGUGCUAUUUGUGUCGUGGGCCCGUUCCUCAACCACUCGUGCAAUCCUAAUGCGUACCUCUACUGGAACGAGCUCCUUGAAGUAAUGACCCUACACGCCCUCACGCCUAUUGCUUGCAGAGAAGGGAUUACGAUCGAUUAUCUGGACGAUCAAUCGACUUACCCUACCGCGGACCAGCGAAACGCGACCUUAAAAGAAAACUAG
Anthostomella pinea is the source of this 333-nucleotide messenger RNA. The record is from the annotation of a GenBank genome assembly. NCBI's taxonomy places the organism in Eukaryota, Fungi, Ascomycota, Sordariomycetes, Xylariales, Xylariaceae.